Molecule: messenger RNA, 1779 nt
Organism: Stylophora pistillata
Lineage: Eukaryota; Metazoa; Cnidaria; Anthozoa; Scleractinia; Pocilloporidae
Product: alpha-N-acetyl-neuraminyl-2,3-beta-galactosyl-1,3-N-acetyl-galactosaminide alpha-2,6-sialyltransferase
Biological process (GO): ganglioside biosynthetic process
Molecular function (GO): alpha-N-acetylgalactosaminide alpha-2,6-sialyltransferase activity
Source: RefSeq, a predicted model, not a curated record
CGGUCGCUUUUCACAGCCCCGAGAUAUUUUCGGGCAAUUUUUGUCGAUUCCCGUCGAAAGUGACAGGUGUACAUCCAAAUGUAAAAGUGCAAGCUCUUAUGUUUAUUGUGGCAAUUAGAGAUUUUCGUCAAAUCAGUUUCCGCAGGAGAAAUGUAUUAAUCUUGGAUUGUCGUUACACCUCCUCACUCGUUCGCAAAUGCAAAUUUGACGGAUUGUUUUGUUUCGCUGUUUUGGUAAGCGUUGUAUUUGUGACUGCUCGAGGAGCGUUGAUCGAGCGCUACUUCGUCACGAAUUAGCCAAACGCCCCAAUGCCGUUGGAUGUUCCGCUGUAUUACGCUGGCGUAGCGGAUGAAGACAUGCUCGAUGAAUUUCUUUUGGGCAGACGAAAGCUGGAUCAUGGCCAAAGCUCAACCAUGGACGUCCGGAGAUUUCUCAAUGUCAAGUACCAUCAGGCUUCGGUGGGAAAAUUGAAGAAGAUUACAGCAGUAUCAACCAUCGCCAUUAUAUUUUUUAUAGUUAUUAUAUUCACCUUUGGCUCUCCUCCCGCUAAAAAAAUUGUGAUGAAGAAGACUCCUUCGGCUCACGAGUCACCAACUGCUGAGAGGUCUGGUGCCGAGAAACACUCCUUCAUGCUAGCCAUGAAUCCCGACAUUCCCGUCGAACUUUCUCUCAAGUGCAACACGUGCUCUUUAGUGAGCUCUUCUGGAUUGCUGCUGGGCAGCAAUGCAGGCUCGCAAAUAGAUACUGCCGAUUGUGUUUUCAGAUUGAAUUCAGCGCCCACUCUGGGUUACGAGAGAGACGUUGGAAGAAAAACCACUGUUCGGGUUGUGUCGGUGACAAGAUUCAAGUCUAUGAUGAGGGAUUCGUGGCUGGGAACCUUAGCUUCGUUUGAGGAUCUAGAUUACAUGAUACUGCUUGGACCGGAUGAGGUGCUGUGUAAAAAUUGCACACUUUCUAAAUUGUACCAGAAAUUCGCCAAAUACCUAAAAAAUACUGAAGUUCUUCGGGUAACGCAAGAAACCUACCAGAAAGUCAAACAAGAGUCAAGAAAGCUUGGAGUUAAAUACGGAAGGCAGGACCUUCCUAUUUCCACAAGAUUUUACACAAUGAAUCUCGUUCGUCAGUUUUGUCCCCAAAUCAGGGUAUUUGGUAUGGAAUUGGAGAACCCCUGUGAAAGACAUGGAACCGUUCCUCUGUUCUACUGGCUUCCAGAUUCCUGGCAGCGCAAUUGUUUGAGUCAUCACGGAGAAAGAGUUAACCAACAAUUCUUCCAAGGUCUUCUGAGACUUCAACAGGAAAGACAAAUCUUUAAAUCUUGGGCUCACCAGUAUCACAUUGAGUUUUUCUAUCCUUCUCACAAAGUUACAUAAACAAUUUGAAGACCAACAAAACAGUUUAUUUUUUCAAUUAGUUCUUUAUUUAAGAAAGCUACGAAGAACGAAGACAAUGUUUGAACCUCACGUCUGCGUUCUUCUUUACAAACGAUCUAGAGGCGUAAGCACGCAUUCUCCAUGUGAGGGGGGGGAGGGGGAAGUACAAGCGAUUCAUUGGAAAAGGAGGGCGUGCCAACUCUUAAAGAUCCCUACUCCUUAGCUAUGCACUUGAAAUUAUAUCCGAUCAACUGAAUUAUUUUGCGUUACCUUCUCCGGUUUUCUGUGACACAAUAAUGAUUCUUUGCGUGAGCAGGCGUUCUUUAACUUACAUUGCGGCAGAUAUAUUUGAGAGGGUUGAGUUUUAACCUGGAUUGUUGUUAACUAUACGUCACAGUAAGACAGACCA